Molecule: messenger RNA, 2764 nt
Organism: Zingiber officinale
Lineage: Eukaryota; Viridiplantae; Streptophyta; Magnoliopsida; Zingiberales; Zingiberaceae
Product: F-box protein At4g18380-like
Exons: 3
Coding region: 342-1403 (353 amino acids)
Molecular function (GO): protein binding
Source: RefSeq, a predicted model, not a curated record
CCCCGGAAGGGACGACAUAACCCGCUGCCUUCUGCCCCUCCGCUCACUCCCAGCUCCGCCUCCGCCACAUCGUAUCGGUGAUCACGACCAGAAGAACGCGAUGCUGCAUCCAGUCAUGUAACAGGGUGCUCUCUUGCUUUAUUAUUCUCGGUUUUCCAGUCAAAAAUUGGAUGUUGGAGGUCGCCCUAGUGGAAGGUUAUUGAUUAUUCUCUAUAUCGGCCUGGAAAAAGAUCCCUCCUUGCUUUCUUUGUCACUAAGUUCUUGUCGUUACAGCUGAGCUAGGUUAGACAUCAGUCGAUCUUGCUACCACCCUUAAUUGUUUGAUUGCCCUAUCAAGAGAAAUGCAGACCAAAUUCCGGAUUCAUGCAGACCCCUCACUCAACCAGGACCAUUUUGACCAAAUUCCUGAUUCAUUGCUCCUUCUUAUAUUCAACAAGCUCGCUGAUGUCCGUUCUCUUUGUCGCUGCUUGGCUGUGUCAAAGCGCUUCAAUUCCCUUGUUCCCCUUGUUCACGAUCUGUAUGUCAAGAUAGAUCGGAUAGUGUCUGUUGAUGGUGACUGUGAUGCUAUAAGUCUUUCUUCCCCUAAACCCAGAAAUAUCUUUGCCCAUCUAUUAAAGGUCAUGUUGUUCCGCAUCUUCAAGCCCUUUCAUCACCUUCAGAGCACCAACGGUGGAAAUAAACCUCUUUUUCCACGAAUCUUCCAUCAUUCCCCAGCUCAAGUCCUCAAGACUUUCACUCAAGUGCGCAACCUGAGGAUUGAGCUACCGGCUGCUGAUGUUGGAACAGAGGAUGGGGUCUUCUUGAAGUGGAGAGCAGAGUUUGGAAGCACUCUUCAGAAUUGUGUGAUAUUGGGUGGAACCAGGAUUGAACCUGGUUCUGAUUCAGUAAAUUCGGAAGGGUCGGUGGAAGACAACGGAAGCAUACCAGAGUCCUUCUAUACAAAUGGAGGGUUGAAGCUCCGUGUUGUUUGGACUAUUAGCUCAUUGAUUGCUGCAUCAACAAGGCAUUAUCUUCUCCAUCAGAUAGUUAAGGAACACAGAACAUUGAAAAGCUUGGUCUUGACAGAUGCUGAUGGUCAGGGGACAUUGACCAUGGGAGUCGAACAGCUGAAAGAGUUCAGGGAGAAGCCAUUGACAGCCUCAGCAUCAUCAAACAGGAGUCAGGUACCAGCAUCAAAUAUGAAGCUAAAAUAUGCUCCAUACUUGGAGCUUCCUGAGGGAAUGAGGAUGCAGGGAGCUACACUUGUUGUCAUCAAGCCUGCUGGAGAAGGGACAAGCUGUGUUAACAGUGCCAAGAAGGAAACUGAGGCAUUAGUUUGUGGGGCAUUCGAUGGGCCAUUUCAAGCUGCUGUUACGGCAUUAGGGAAGAGACGAACUUACUUGUUGGAGAUGAAUGGUUUUUAGACUAAUUUCAUCAUUUGUCUUAGUUAUCUUCCUAUGGCUUGCACUGGUUUUUAUUGUCCAUUGAUGUUGAACCACUUUCAGAUUCCCAUUUCUACUGGAAUGAUAUUUCACUUCUGUAGUUGAGUAGGAAUGCAAUUUCCAAAAUUUUAUGCUUUUUUGUUUAGUAAGAGCAUCUGGUUCUAUGGUUUAGUGCAUAAUAUGGACUAUCAAGGUGUGAAUUUUCAUCUCAUUGUCACGAUUUGUAUACUUCCUUAAGUUGUACAGUGGGUGCAAUUACAUAUCUGAGUGUUGAUAAAGGUAGUAUUAAUUACAACCAACAUGUCCAUAAGUUAUCUCAAAAUCUCAUUUGUGGAGACCAACCUAGUUUCAUAUCUCAUAUCUAAGUUGGGUAGUCUAAUGAAAUAAUGGUUCAACCUUUAUUGCUCGAAAACUGUUGUCCUGGUUCUCUUGGAGCCUAAUUCUGCUUGAAAAUGGUACAAAUAGUUUCUACUAAGAACAUGCUACAAAUUCUGAUUGGCUAAAUGCCUAAUUUUCUUGCAGCCUGCUUCCCCAAGUUUUAUCUUUAGUCAUUUCUCAAUUUGUGAUCUGCAUAGUCGUUUCAUUCUUGGUAUGAAAACAUACGGAUCUCUAUUGACCUGAUAAAUUAUAGUUUAAACAAUCUGGAAUGUUGUGGUCUAGGGAUUUAGUUAUGAAAUAUCGUUAGAUAAACAUGUAGCUGUUUUUGGGAAAUGCUAUUUCCAUUGUGAUGAUUUAGACGAUAAUCAUUUUCUGGAAGAGCUCUUUUGUAAGGGAUGAGUUACACACGAAAACUCAUAGAUCACUACCUACCUGAUGGAUAAUGACAUCUUUCUGGACAAUUUAAGCAUCUUUUGUAAUUUUGUAUCGGCUUUUGAUACACAUUUUGACAACUGCAGCAAUCUUCAGAUAGAAAAGCUUGUUUUGUUUCAAUAAUGUGAUUUAUAAUAUGCUCACUGGUGAAAGGACUAGUACCAGUAUUAUUAUUUGUUCACUAACCAAAUCACCCAUUCAAUAUAGAAUAUUUUCCAUUUUUUGAUUGGGUACAGCAAGUAUUCAUCUAAUACAGUUGUGCUAUGAGUGCUUGCCCACAUGUUUAGGGUUGAUUUAUGCAAUAAAAGUCCACUUUGAACAUAGCUACUGGCCAUGUACACUAAUGCUGACUACAUAAAUUUCUUCUCAUUCACGUUACAAGAUGGAUGCAGACAAUCAUGCUGGGUGGCAAUGCAUGGGAAGUCAGCCUGAAAGGAGAGGUGGAUAUCUUGCUGGCAGCAAUUGAUUUAUUCUUUUGAUAUGGUCAGUAGAAGUCCAUGUCUGCGAAUCAACUUGUGAUGUCUGUGCACUUG